GAAAUUUAUUGGGGCUUGCUUCUAGGACACACGCUACGUUUGAACACCGGCCGAACAGUACAGCCUUGCGCUACCACGCGGCUAUCCUGCUCAAAAACAUCGACAUCUAAUCUUGCGCAUCCAGUAAAGAUGCAUCGUGAGCCUGUAGUCUAAUCGAUAAUGUCACUUCAGUGAAGGGCCGGACAGAGGACCGGAGCAAAUGGACGCGCUGGGGGAGAAGUUACGGUCUUUCUUCAAGAAGGAUGAUGCAAAAUGGUCGGAUAAAGGCACUGGGAGAAAGCUAGGGAACGCGGAGCCCGGUCCUGCCGGCGCCAAGGCCGCGGCGGCCUCCGUCGUCACCCAGCGCGGCGCCGGCCCCGGCCAUCCCGCCGCAGCCGCCGCCUCUGCGGCUGCUGCUGCUGCUGCGCCCCGCUCACAGCAGCACCCCCAGCACCCGCAGCACCAGCACGCCGCCCCGCCCGGCACCUCCUCCUCCUCGCGGCCUCCCCGCCUUGAUGGUUCGGACGCGGCUCGUCCCCCGCCGCCCGCCCGCGGCCCGGUGCAGCAGCUGGCGGCCGCCGCGGGGGGGUCGGCGGGGGCGGCGGGGCAGCAGGGGCUGCCUCAAGCAGGCGGCCCCGCGACCGCCGCCCCCUCGGCCCCCUCGGCCCCUCACACGCCCACAGCGGCGGCGGCGGCGGCGGCGGCGGUGGCGGCGGGGCUUGCGGCAGCAGGCGGAGGAGGAGCGGGGGGAGGCGGAGGAGAAGGGGGCUUGCAAGCGGGUGUGCAUGGCAGCGCCGGCACGCCCACAGGCCACACCGGGGGCGGCAGCCCUGGGCCCCGGGUGGCAGGUGGGGCUGGCGGCGCGGGUGCGGGUGCAGCUGCGGGCGGCGGUGGCGGCGGCUGCGGCGGCGGCGGCGGGGUGGACUACGGACUGGCGCCCGCCAGCGCUCAGGAGUACGAGCUGCAGCGCUGCCUGGCCCUCAUCCUGUCCGCCGCCCCACCCCCGCCGCAGCCGCCGGCCCGCCCUGGCACCGUCGCCUCCGCCUCCGCCUCCUCGCCGCCCUCCGCCGCCGCGGACGCCUGCGGGCUGCUGCUGCGGCUGCUGCGCAACGUGAUCGCAUCGCCCGACGAGCCCAAGUACAGGCAGGUGCGGCUGUCCGCCCCCCGUGUGCAGGCGUGUUUGGUGGGCGUGCCCGGGGCCGUCGAGUUCCUGGAGGCGGCGGGCUUUCAAAUGGAGUUUGCGCCGGAUGAUGGCUCAGAGGGCGCCAACCAGGGCUUCCUGGUCCUGCCCGCCGCCCUGCCGCCCGCCGCCCUGGCCGAGCCCUGCCGCCUCCUGGCCGCAGCCGCAGCAGCACACGGCAUCAACCUGCAGGACGGCAGCAGCAGCGGCAGCAGCAGCACCGCCGCCCCCGCUACUGCCGCCCCUGCUGCUGCUGCUGCUACUGCUACUGCCGCCCCCACCGCCGCCGCCCCGGCGCCGCCCUCAGCCUCGGGCUCGGCCGGCGGCAGUGACGUCAGCAGCAGUAGCGGCGUCAGUGGGGUCGGUGCGGCAUCCGGCCUGGCGGGCACAGCCGCCGCCCCAACCGCGGCAGCUGCUGCUGCUGCGGCGGCGGCGGUGCGGGGUGUGGUGCCGGCGGCGGAGCGGCGCACGGCGGUCAUCCUGCCCGUGGCCCCGGACGUGGAGGUGCCCGACUGGUUCUUCGAGCGCACGGGAAUCGAGCUCAAGGCGCAGUGGCAGGCGGCGCGGCAGCGGCGGGAGGAGGCGGCGCAGCUGAUGACGCGCGCCAUGCGGGAGCGGCAGCAGCAGCAGCAGGAGGACGCCGGCGGGACCCCCUCCACGGCCUCCUCUUCAGCAACCGCCACUGUGCGCGUGCGCUUCCCUGAGGGCGUGUGCCUGCAGGGCCAGUUCGGGGCGGCCGAGCCCGUGAGCCGCGUGUUCGAGUGGGUGGCGGGCUGCCUGCGGCCCUCGGGCGGAGCGGGUGGAGCGCCGCCCAUGUUUGAGCUGAUCACGCCCGACCGCAAGCCGCUCGCCAUCACCGGACCUCCCGCCGGCGCCGCCUCUUCCUCGGGCGGCAGCGGGAAGCACGUCCGCCGGGCCGCGCAGCAGCCAACCGCGUCCGUGCCCCUGACGCUGCGCAGUGCGGGGCUGCUGCCGGCCUGUCUGCUGCUGCUGCGGCCCGUGUACCUGGAGGAGGAGGGGGCGGGCCGGCAGGGGGCGGGCGGGCUGAGGCGGCUGCCGCUGCUGCGGGAUGAGCUGCUGAGGGGCGCGGGCAGCAGUGUGCAGCUGCAGCAGCAGUAGUUGAUUGGCGGGCUGGUGGUGUGUGACGUGUGUGUGGUGUGUGUGAUGAGGGGUGAGGUGUGAGCGAGGUAAAGAGUGCAGGGGAGGCGGAAUUCAGUGUGGCCAUGCAUGGACGGGGUUGCACCAGGAAUCACAUCCGAGAUGCAGGGCAGGGCACUUCCUAGUACCGUACGGUACAAGCAAGAGCAGAGGGUGGUGAGAAGCAUGCCAUAGUCCCGAGUGUGAUGCCUGUAAUCCCAAUCCCAA
Chlamydomonas reinhardtii is the source of this 2524-nucleotide messenger RNA. RefSeq lists its product as uncharacterized. NCBI's taxonomy places the organism in Eukaryota, Viridiplantae, Chlorophyta, Chlorophyceae, Chlamydomonadales, Chlamydomonadaceae. Gene Ontology annotation, cellular component: cytoplasm. Gene Ontology annotation, molecular function: protein binding. The transcript is spliced from 11 exons. The coding region runs from base 200 to 2278 and encodes 692 amino acids. The record is from RefSeq and is a predicted model, not a curated record.